GGCCGAUUCAGUGACAUGGAAUCCUCACAAAUUGAUGGGUGCUCUGUUACAGUGUUCAACGAUACACUUCAAAGAAGAUGGGCUACUCAUGAGUUGCAAUCAGAUGUCUGCUGAUUACCUGUUCAUGCAGGACAAGUUAUAUGACAUUCGGUACGACACUGGCGACAAAGUUAUUCAGUGCGGCCGUCAUAACGACAUCUUCAAGUUGUGGCUACAAUGGAGAGCUAAGGGCGAUGAAGGCUUCGAGCAGCACAUGGACAGACUGAUGGAACUUUCUGAGUACAUGGUGAAACGCAUCAAGGAACAGCCAGACAAAUUCUAUCUCAUUAUGGAACCAGAAAUGGUCAACGUGUCCUUCUGGUACAUUCCUAAGCGCCUCCGCAAAGAACCCCAUGGACCCGAGAGAGAAAGAAAACUUGGAGAGAUGUGUCCGCGAUUGAAAGCAAAAAUGAUGGAAGAAGGAACUCUAAUGACGGGUUACCAACCAGACGACAGAAGACCCAACUUCUACAGGAACAUUAUCUCUUCUGCUGCCGUAACAGAAGCGGACAUCGACUUCCUGCUCAACGAAAUGGACCGGCUUGGUCAAGACAUGUAAAUCCGCUGUUGAAAAUUAAUGUUUUCCAUGUAUAUUGUUUGGUGUUCAACCGAAGCCGUUCAUUUUGGAGAUUAUAGUUGAAGUAGAUGGAAAUAGGUUAGUUCAUCGUAACUAAAUACAUCUCUACCUCUCGAUGUGUCAACGUGACAGAAAGUUUCACUUCAAAAUGAAGAGCUUCGAAGGUUUUUUAAAGGUUACCAAAUUUUCCCUCAAUCUUGACCUAGUAUAUAGUUGAGGAACUUAAUGUAGGUUCCUUUGUUCAAAUGAGAUUAAUAUUAUUCAUUUUCCAAAAGAAGAGCAUUCGCAUUGAAGAUACAGGGCGUUCCAAAUGGACAAACAAAAAUAAUAUGCGAAAAGAACUAUAAAAAUAUACGAUUUUUAUGGUUCUUAAGCAGAAAAUUAUUUUUUUUUUGCCGGUUACUAGCUUUUUCCGUCAGUUGUAGACGGGGCAAACGAAAAUCUUGGAAAUAUGGGAGAGGGUACUUUAACAAAAGUUAUUCUAUGGCUUUCAUGAAUUUAUUUAUGGGGCAAGUAUAACAGGAAAAAUUUUCAUUUGCAGAAAAGUGACAUCUAUAUGCAAAUGUGAUGAACUCCUGAACGGCUUUUGUUAUUGCCUAAGAUGAGUUAUUCAACUUCUUAUGAAAGCUUGGUCUUUUUUGAGAAGUUGAAGUGUUCAAAACAUUUUGGAAAUGUAUCUGGGUUAGUUAAAGUAUUUAAAACGCUUUGGAAAUGAAUCUGGGUCAGGUAAAAUGUAUCUGGGUCAGUUGAAGUGUUCAUAACAUUUCGGUAAUAUAUUUGGGUCAGUUAAAGUGUUUCUGGAUCAGUUAAAUUAUCUAAAUCAUUCAUGAAAUGUAUUUGGGUCACUUGAAGUAU
Leptinotarsa decemlineata (Colorado potato beetle) is the source of this 1471-nucleotide messenger RNA. Its product is annotated as glutamate decarboxylase. The record is from RefSeq and is a predicted model, not a curated record. NCBI's taxonomy places the organism in Eukaryota, Metazoa, Arthropoda, Insecta, Coleoptera, Chrysomelidae.